This is a messenger RNA of Camelina sativa (false flax), 1381 nucleotides long. Its product is annotated as transcription factor bHLH18-like. The record is from RefSeq and is a predicted model, not a curated record. Gene Ontology annotation, molecular function: protein dimerization activity. NCBI's taxonomy places the organism in Eukaryota, Viridiplantae, Streptophyta, Magnoliopsida, Brassicales, Brassicaceae.
CCCAAACUCUCUCUCUCUUUCUCUUUCUCUCUAGAAGAUUUUUGAUUAAGAAGCAAUCAUGGCCACAACGACGAAGAACGUAUUCUCUACCAGAUGGACCUCCGAAUUGGAUAUAGAAGAGUAUAGUAUCAUCCACCAAUACCACAUGAAUUCACUCGCUGGAGAUGUUCCACAGUCUUUCUCAUCUCUUGAUGAUACCACCAACUGUUUUAACUUUGAUUCUUCUUGUAAUAAUGAUUUGGUCGAAGAGAUACCUUCAAAGAUCCUCAAGACCACUCACAUAUCACCAAAGAUACAUCCUUUUCCUUCUUCCAUUAAUACUCCUCCUUCAAAGCAUCAGCCCUCUUCCAGGAUUCUUUCUUUCGAAAAGACUGGUUUGAAGGUUAUGAAUCACAACUCCCCAAACUUAAUAUUUAGCCCCAAGGAAGAAGAAAUUGAAUUACAAGACCAAAGGAAAUCCAAGCUGAUAAUAAGAGGGACAAAAAGAGCUCAAACCUUGACUCGUAGCCCAUCAAAUGCUCAAGAUCACAUCCUCGCAGAGAGGAAACGGAGAGAGAAGCUUACUCAAAGAUUUGUAGCUCUUUCCGCCCUAGUUCCUGGCCUAAAGAAGAUGGACAAGGCUUCUGUGUUGGGAGAUGCAAUAAAGCAUAUUAAGUACCUCCAAGAGAAGCUGAAAGAGUAUGAGGAACAAAAGCAGGAAAGAACAAUGGAAUCAAUGGUUCUUGUAAAGAAGUCUCAGCUGGUUUUAGAUGAAAAUCAUCAAUCAUCAUCAUCUUCCUCAGAUGGAAAUCGUGGUUGCUCGAGCUCGAAUCUUCCAGAGAUAGAAGUUAGGGUUUCGGGAAGAGACGUUCUUAUUAAGAUUCUAUGCGAGAAGCAAAAGAGUAAUCUGAUCAAGAUUAUGGGGGAGAUUGAGAAGCUUGGUUUGCUUAUCACCAACAGCAAUGUCUUACCCUUUGGACCCACUUUUGACAUCUCUAUAAUUGCUCAGAAGAAUAGCAAUUUCGAUAUGAAAAUCGAGGAUGUUGUGAAGAACUUGAGUUGUGGCUUAUCAAAUCUCACGUAAUUGAUUUCAAGUUACACACAUGUUCACAUUAAUCAUCAAUUUCUCCGACCGUCACCUAAGAAUCCUAAAAUCGGUUUUUCCAUGAAAAUGGUUUUUUAGUUGGUAAGUUUGAUGUAUAGAGAGUUUCUUUAAGUCAUUAAAAGAUCCUUGUUCGUGUGUUAUUUAAGUGUGUGCUUUAAGAUGCAUACCAUCAAUGUUUAGUACCUCUUCCUCUCCGGUUUCAUUCGGGGCGAAUUUUUUUUCGCAGUUGUUGGAUUAUAUAUUCCCUGCGAUGUAAAGCAUUUCGUUAGUUUAAUAAACGUACGGUAUGUUUCUUAA